This is a messenger RNA of Rhodofomes roseus, 3746 nucleotides long. RefSeq lists its product as uncharacterized. Gene Ontology annotation, molecular function: cytoskeletal protein binding; protein-macromolecule adaptor activity; identical protein binding. Lineage: Eukaryota; Fungi; Basidiomycota; Agaricomycetes; Polyporales; Fomitopsidaceae. The record is from RefSeq and is a predicted model, not a curated record. Bases 42 to 3647 code for a protein of 1201 amino acids. The transcript has 10 exons.
CAUGCAUUUCAGCUUAGCCCGCUCUCCUCCACACGACCUGCAUGGCAGACGCAGAGACCUAUUUGGCCGUUCUCAAGGCCUCCUACGACUAUGAGCCCCAGCCGGACUCCGAGGAUGAGCUCGCUAUCAAGGAAGGACAGGUCCUGCUCCUGUUGGAGCGCACAGACGAGGACUGGUGGAGAGUGAAGCCGAAGCCAGACUCGCAGGAUGAGGAUGGUCCCUCGGGAAUGGUGCCAGCUGCAUACGCGGAGGAGGCCGAACAUACCCGAGUGGUCAAGGCAGUGUAUGAUUAUGAGGCUGCACAAAGCACAGAGCUUGACAUAUCCGAGAACGACGUGCUCUACGUCUACGGCGAAGACGAGGAGUGGAUCCUAGUGCGCAAACAGUCUGACGAUAGCAAAGUCGGCUACGUGCCUGGGAACUACGUCGAAGAGAUCGGUGACGAGUCUGCUGCCGCGGACCUGGAGGCUCCAGCACCGGCGGCAGUGCCGCAGAUCGUCAUACCGCCCUCGCCUCGACCUGUCAGCACCUACGUGGAUCCCGCAGAUCGCGUGGCUGCAGCACGAGCGCAUUCCGACGACAUCAAGACCUGGGCUGUCUCGGAGGUGGACAAGAAGGGGAAGAAGAAGAAAGGCACACUUGGUGUAGGCAAUGGGUCCAUCUUCUUCGCAAGUGAAGCAGACAAGACCCCGGUACAGAAGUGGCAGAGCUCCGACGUCCAAGAUGUACGGCUGGAGAAAUCCAAGCACGUCCACAUCGACAUUGGCGGAGCCGAUCCCAUCAACCUGCACUUCCACGCUGGCUCCAAAGACGUCGCAGACGCAAUCAUAACCAAGCUCGAGUCCUCGCGCUCUGCCGCAGCUGGCGCCGCCGGACCCUCGACCCCGCCGCCCGCUCCGGGCCCGUCUCUGGCCUCGCCGGAGGAGCCGCCUCGGCGCAGCAGCCCUGCGAAAGCUGUCCACUUCAACAACGAGGAGCCCGAGAUAAUUCCACCGCGCGAGCCGUCUGUGGAGGGUGAUGAAGAGGCGCCGGAGGGCGAACCCGCCGUUGUUCUAUACGACUUCAGUGCAGAUGGUGAAGACGAGCUUUCGGUGCAAGAAGGCGAGAGCUUGUUUGUGCUCGAGAAGGACGGCGCAGAGUGGUGGAAGUGUCGGAACGUUCAUGGGGCCGAGGGCGUCGUGCCCGCGCAGUACGUGGAGCUGCUCAACCCUGGGGCAAGCUCUGCGAUAGCGGCGACACAUGACGAGGACGAUGCUGAAGCCGUGCGCGUAGCGCAGGAGGCUGAGGAGCGCGCAGAAGCUGAACGUAGUGCAAGGGAAGACCGACUCCGACAAGAAGAGCGCGAGCGCCAGGAGAAGGAACGCGCAGAACGUGAACGCAAGAAGGAGGGAGAGCAGCGGGCGAAAGCCGCCGCAGUUGCUGCUGAGGCGGACAGGAAACGUCGCGAGCGCGAGCGGCAGGAACGUCAGAGGUUGGAGGAGGAGGGGCGCGCGAAGGCCGAGGCCGAGGCGACGAGGAAGAAGGAACGCGACUCUGUUGACCAUGGCGAGUCGUCGAAGAGCAGACGGUCGAAUGGCGACUCAAGGCGAUCGAGCGAUCGUGCCACAGAUGACAAGGACAUGCCUGAUCCCGCGAAGGUGCGAACAUGGCACGAUCGGACGGGCCAGUUCCGAGUAGACGCACAGUUCCUGGGCUUUUCGAGUGGCAAACUGCGCCUGCACAAGAUCAACGGCGUCAUCAUCGAGGUUCCUACGGAGAAGAUGUCCGAUGAGGACCUGAAGUAUGUCGAGAAGGUCACCAAGAAGGAGCGGGGGCAACGGCGCAAGAGUGACGACGACGACGAGCCCUUGGAGAUGCGGAGACGGUCACUUCAGCCAGAAGCGCGGUCUUCCUCAAAGAAGAAACCGACAAUCGAUUGGUUCGAGUUCUUCCUCAAUGCUGGGUGCGAUAUUGACGACUGUACGCGCUACGCGACGGCGUUCGAACGCGACAAGAUUGACGAGGCCAUCCUGCCCGAUAUCACGGAGGGCACGAUGCGCUCAAUAGGCCUCCGCGAGGGCGACAUCAUCCGUGUCAAGAAGGCUAUCGAUCAGCGUCAACCUAAGAAACCUAACGAUGGCUUGACAGAGCAGAUGCGCCGGGAUGAGGAGCUUGCGCGCCAACUGCAGGCUGAAGAGAACUCGGGCUCCGGCAAGACCAGGGGUCAGCCGCCGAACCUCUUCGCCGAGGCAAAUGGUGCGCUCAAGAGCAACAUGCGGAGAGGCCGUCCACAGCCUAGCAAGAGUCUGCCGCUCUCCAGCGUGGACAUCAGCUCGAUUACCUCAGCUUCUGACCAGAUCCAGCGGACGAGCUCGCCGAUGGUCAACAGCCCCGAGAAGACGUCCUCGCCCUCCGUGCAACAACCUGGACGCCCCGCCUCUGCCGCAGCCGUCUCUACCGGCUUCGACGACGAUGCCUGGACCAACAGGCCGAGCUCGACAAAGCCCGCUGCCACCCCCACCCCGCCCGUUGCAGCGCCCGCGCCCGCGCCACCUGCACCUCCAGCACCGCCUGCGCCUUCUGUAGAAUCUACAAUUGCUCCGUCACAGAGUGCUCCUUCUAUCGCGACGGCGGCAUCUGCUAGCUUGAGCAACCCGGCGGCGCAACAGGCGACUGGAACGACGUUGGCGAAGACUGACGAUGAUAUUUUCGAGCAGCUUGCCCGUCUAUCUAAGCUCCGCACACAGAGCCCCGCUGUCCAGCCGCCACAGCGCGCACCUUCUGUUCCCAUCGCUUCUCCUGCCAGUUAUCAGUCGGGCUUGGGGAUGGGCGCUUCAGCUGUCCCUAUUGGGCAACAUUUCCAGAACCAACAAACGGGCAUGCUGCCUCCCCCACAGCAGUUUGGGCCUCGCGGGCCUCUCGCGCCUGUUCCUACCAAUCAGGCUUUGCUUCAGCCUCUCGUGCCGACCACAACAGGCUUCAACGGCUUCGUCCCCACUCGCCCGCAAAGUGUGCAAUCACCGUUCGCGAACCCUCCACCCCAGCAAUCUCCAUUCCAAAGCCCCCCGCCGCAGCAGCCGUCCUUCCUUAACACUCAACCAACUGGUUUCCCGGGGGCAAACCAUUCGCUACUACCGCAACAGACCGGGUAUCCUGGUGCAAGUCCGAGCCCUCUGCAAUCCCAGCCGACCGGCUACCUGGCUGGCAACUUUGGGAACGCUGGCUCGAUGCUCUCGCAGCCACCUCCGUUGCCGAGCAACAAUUUCUCGUCUGGGCUGCUUUCUCAGCCAACAGGCAUGCCAAAUGGUGCCUUCGGUGGCACAAACGGCAACUUUGGCUCCACGCCUUCGUUCCAGUUGAAUGGCGGAUUCAAUGGGAUCCAAUCAAAUCCUACCGGUUUCAAUCCUGGCAUGGGUGCCUCUCCGUUCGGAAAUGGGAUGACUUCCCCUCCGCCGCAGCCCCAGUCUAAUGCUGUAGACACGACGCCUGCAAAUAUCUUCGCCAAGAUGAAGAGCGGCACCUUCGCGGAUGACAAUGAGGCGGGGCCGCAAAAUGCAGACAAAUACAACGCCCUUCGUCCUGCUCCAAACUUGACCGCGCAGCCGACAGGUUGGGGAUACCAGGGGAUGAACGGUGGUUUCACGGGCGGAUACGGAUAUCAGCGCUAACUGUUAACACGGACUUACCAUUAUGUAUCAACACACGAUCUCUGCGUCGUCACUAUGCUAGGAUAGAUGCGUUAAUAUACCGACCGAUGAAUAUACAAA